AUGAGUCUGCAUGGACUUGGAGUGAUUGGGGCCCAGGUGGCUGCGUCCAUCAAGAGCAGUGAUGAAAAGAGCUUAUCCACACCAAGGAUUCAAUCUCCGCCUACAUCGAUACAGUCUACCCCAAUACUUGAACACAAUCGUUCUCAGGAUUUUGAUCCAUCGGUCGGCGCCAAGCCAUACUCGCCUUUCUACCCUCACAGUACGCCCACGCUCUCCUGUGAGCACCUGACGUUCGAGACUAAGACGGCGAACCGGAAUCACAGCCAACUACGAGAUCUUGAGAACGCGGGACCAUACACAUUUCGCAAUGAGAGUCCUAGGCGAUCGAAGUUAUGGGAAGUCGAGAACCCACCAAGAUCAUGCAUGAGUUCAUUGAGUGGUCGACAGCGCAUGAUCCUGAAAGCGAUUAUCGCUAUUGUGACAGUGGGGAGUAUGAUUGCUAUUGCCUUGGGGAUCACUGCUGCGGUUGGAGGUGCCGCGUGGAGAGCCAGUGCAGAGAAGACCGCCAUUGGAGGAUAA
Molecule: messenger RNA, 519 nt
Organism: Penicillium malachiteum
Lineage: Eukaryota; Fungi; Ascomycota; Eurotiomycetes; Eurotiales; Aspergillaceae
Exons: 1
Coding region: 1-519 (172 amino acids)
Source: RefSeq, a predicted model, not a curated record